GGAAUUGAGCAACCCUCUGACCCCAAAAGCCAAUGCUUUCAGUAUCGCCUCUCUGAUUUCAGCUUCAGAACAAGUGAACACAGAGGAGCAAAGCGCUGCCCUGGACAAGCUCUGCAGGUUCCAGUGUCACCCUAUGAGAAUGCACUUCAGUGCUGUUACCAGGGAUAUGGAGGCUUUCACAGCCAACAGCUUAAGCAGCCUGAAUGCUUCAGGAGGCUACCACCUCUCCCCAUCGCCGGGCGACCCUUACAGCCAGCACGAAGCCCACUAUGAGCCGUGCUCCGCAGCGCAGCAUUCAUACAGCUUCGGACCGGGUUCCAGCCACGCGUGUCCGGAGCCAGAGAGUGGAGCCUCGUCUUCCAGCUGCUCCUCUUCCUCCACCCCGGGCAGCAGCAGCUCCAACAGCAGCAAAGCCCCGAUCAAGAAGAACCCCAAGGUGGCCAACAUCACCGUCCAGCUGGAGAUGAAGGCGCUGUGGGAUGAGUUCAACCAGCUGGGCACUGAGAUGAUUCUUUCCUCCCCUGACAGGCGAAUGUUUCCCACCUUCCAGGUGAAAAUCUUCGGGAUGGAUCCUAUGGCUGAUUACAUGUUAUUAAUGGAUUUUGUACCAGUGGACGAUAAACGCUAUCGGUAUGCUUUCCACAGCUCGUCUUGGUUGGUGGCAGGCAAAGCUGACCCGGCCACCCCCGGGAGGGUCCAUUAUCACCCGGACUCCCCAGCCAAAGGCGCCCAAUGGAUGAAACAAAUCGUGUCCUUCGACAAGCUGAAACUGACCAACAAUUUACUGGACGACAACGGACAUAUCAUCCUGAACUCCAUGCACAGAUAUCAGCCCCGUUUUCAUGUGGUGUAUGUGGACCCCAGGAAGGACAGUGAGAAAUAUGCAGAAGAGAACUUUAAGACAUUUGUGUUUGAGGAAACCCGUUUCACCGCAGUGACUGCCUAUCAGAACCACAGAAUCACCCAACUUAAAAUUGCUAGCAAUCCCUUUGCAAAGGGCUUCCGGGACUGUGACCCAGAAGACUGGCCUAGGAAUCAUCGGCCAGGAUCUCUUCCUCUUAUGAGUGCAUUUGCAAGGUCCAGAAAUCCUGUUUCAUCACCUACGCAGAAUGGAAGUGACAAAGAUGGAGACAACAGAAGAGAAUAUGAGAGGGAUACCAGUGGCACUCCAUUGCAUGGGGACGCGGCCCACCAGCAACUUAUGUCCAGAGUUCUUAGCCCUUCACUUCCUGUACCAGGUGGACUUGUGCCCCUUAGCACUGGUAGACCUAGUCCCCCCCAUGAACUGCGUCUGGACCCACACUCUCAAGGUUCAGAACCUCUUCAUCACCACCCAUACAAGUACCCGACAAGCUACGAUCACUAUUUAGGAGCAAAAACCAGACCGACUCCCUAUCCCUUGCCAAGCAUUAGAGGACAUGGCUACCAUCAUCACCAUAUGAACCCAGCAGCAGCUAACAUGUAUUCCACAGCUGGUGCACCAAGCAGUUACGAAUAUGGGCCAAGAUAACAACCAAUGGAACAAAACAAUUUUACUGACAACUAUUUAAAGUUAUUAGACAAUGGAUGUUUUAUGCAUGAUUUUAAUUGUUCAGUAGUGUAUGCUUUGGAUAUUACAUUACUGUUGAAAUUAAACUUGCCCUCUCCCUAAACUCAUUAGGGCAGACCUUCAGUUUCCAUUGUGAUUGUGACAGCAGCCAUCAAACAAGCCGGGUCUUCCACCUAAUCCUGCUGGGGCUGUUAUGACAAUAUGUCAGGAGGAAGAACAGGCUCUGCCAACAAAGGCACUUGGGAGGUGUCAUUGACUUGCGGUGAUGCUGUGCAGUGGGUGCACACAGUGACAAGCUAGGAAUAAUAAAGUGGAAUUCAGUACGUGUUCAGUUCUAUCAGUGCUACUGGACGGGAAAAAAGCAGCUUCAGCCAUCUCAUCUGCACUGUUGGAUGACUGUACCUUUCAGACUUACUUACAAAAGGGCAUUGACUUCUGCAAGGUCAGCUGCACUAUUCUUGCAUAAAUGAAGCCAUAUGCUUUCGUUGCUGUGCUCUUUGAUUGUAUUUUUGUGGAAAUAAAUGUACAGUAUGGUUCAGUGUAUACUCCGUGGCAAAGGAACUGUGAGGUAUUAAGAUACUUUUUUAUUUUCACUAUUUUGGAGAGUGAAGUGUUGGCUGCACUAUUGUAAAUGAGAUUGCACAUUCUG
This is a messenger RNA of Nanorana parkeri, 2198 nucleotides long. RefSeq names its product T-box 1 (gene TBX1). Bases 134 to 1510 code for a protein of 458 amino acids. Gene Ontology annotation, cellular component: nucleus. Gene Ontology annotation, molecular function: RNA polymerase II cis-regulatory region sequence-specific DNA binding; DNA-binding transcription factor activity, RNA polymerase II-specific. Lineage: Eukaryota; Metazoa; Chordata; Amphibia; Anura; Dicroglossidae. The transcript is spliced from 8 exons. The record is from RefSeq and is a predicted model, not a curated record. Gene Ontology annotation, biological process: positive regulation of DNA-templated transcription; cell fate specification; regulation of transcription by RNA polymerase II.